Molecule: messenger RNA, 1929 nt
Organism: Fusarium odoratissimum NRRL 54006
Lineage: Eukaryota; Fungi; Ascomycota; Sordariomycetes; Hypocreales; Nectriaceae
Exons: 2
Coding region: 501-953 (150 amino acids)
Source: RefSeq, a predicted model, not a curated record
CUGUCAUGUCUCUGUCACUUGUGCUCCCGUUCUCCUCUCCUACGUCUUUCGUGGAAGUCAGUCGAGCGAGUGAGUUCGUUCGAUCAGUGGCGUUGCGUUGCGUUGAGAAAGAACUCAUAUACAAGGUUCCUUCUCUUGGGCCCCAUCACUCUCCCUUGCUUCGACCGUCUUCUUCUUCUCAUCGCAAUCUCGUCUCUUUGGGAGAUCCUCUUUGAUUCUCUUCUAUUUUCUUGGCUUUAUUACUUGACCCAUCAUAACCAAUCCAAGCGUUCCAUCACCGAACGGACUUGAACGAACCGACGAUCCAAACAUCCAUGUUCUGAAGACCUGCACUCCUUGCCGAUUGAGGAUUGUCUCUUGCAUCUACAUUCAUUCGACAUUUCUACAUCUACAUCCAACCGCGCAGAGUCCCAACCUAGGUUUCACUCAACUUUCAAUUCAUCCAAUCCUUCAAUACUUCAAUCAAUCCGACAAUUUGACAACUCGAUCCUCAACUCGUCAUGCCUUCAAACUACGAAAAACUCUCCCGCCCGAGCGGCGAGACAAACCUCACAAUCCCCGAGAAAGCUGCCACAAAUGCGACCGUGACCGAGACCCCUCGCAUCAGUACAACAUCUACACCCCAAACAGACAAGCUCAACCCUUUCGACACCGACAUCGAAGCCAUGGUCACAACACGAACAUCAGACUCAUGCAUGCACAAAACAUCGAGCACCCCCCUGGCCAGAAAGACCGACUGCCAAGUUUGGCCUGGAAAAGAUCACUGGAAGCAACAGGCCAAGGCCGCAAAGGCAAAGAACCGCUGCACCUGCAUGGCCAAGCUCAGCCAACGCAAUCGAUGGAUCGUCAAGGGUUUGAUCAUCUUUCUCGUCGUCGGCAUCGCUGUCGGUGUUGGAUUUGGUGUCAGCAAGCCCCUCAACGCUCCCAUAUGGGGAGACAAGGACGACAAGUAAACUUGUCUGCAGACAAUAUUUCGACCUUGCCCUGCAUCGACAAGAAAUCGACUUGUUCGUUGGCAGGGAUUUGUUUCAGGACUUUGUUAUCGCUAGCGCGCUGAUUUCCUUUCAUGAACGGCGUUGUGGUGUCAUUUGAGUUGGCAUUUCUUAGGAGUGAUGGAUUACAGAACAUGGGUCUUAUUUUAUUGGGGGUAGACCAAGACUAAACUAGAGUCUAGAAUAAAGUCUCGACGGUGGCCGUCAUUUCAUCGCACAAACUGAGGUUGUCGCAUCACACGUGAAUACACACCAAUCCCCUGCAUCUCCACCAGAUCUUCAGGAACAAUAGCUGCGGCCCGUUGGUCAGUGGGGAACGGAAAGAUGCAGAUUUGUGAGAAAUCACUCUUGAUUUGGAAAUGGCAGCAAGGAAAUAGCCAGUCGAGGUUGGAGAUGCUGAUGGAGGGGAUCCACAGGUACCCGAAGCAUCCGAUGGGGAAUGUACAAAAGAUAUAACCGCCGCCGCCGCCACUGCAUUUAUUCUAUGGUAAUUUCGAGUAUCUACCUGAGGUAAUAUGCAUAUGUGGUGGAGUCUCUCAACUCGUGUUCCUGUCUUUCUGCAUCCACCAUUAGAGAGUUUCGGUGUCUCUGUCGCAUACGUUGUCUCGUUGCUAUGCAGACUGAUACCAUCCAGGCUAGAACAAUGAGCCUGAGAAGGACAAAGCAAGCCGAGGUGUGCAUUUUGAAGGUUGUUUGUGUGUUCAGUUGAUGGACGGGGAGAACAGAGCGUAUUAAUAGCGACAAAUGGGUGCUGUUCUCUGUUCAAUAACAGUCACUGUUCUUUGCCAUCACUGCUUGCCAGUUACUCUGCAUCAUAGUGUUCUAUGUUUGUUCACCACAAAGGAUGCUGUAGACGAACAAUUCACUGUUCAGCACACAAUGAAGACAAAGAAGUGAAUCAUUCGCACACAUAAGAAGCAUCUUAAAAACCUUCUGC